This is a messenger RNA of Tympanuchus pallidicinctus (lesser prairie-chicken), 906 nucleotides long. RefSeq names its product class II histocompatibility antigen, B-L beta chain-like. Gene Ontology annotation, biological process: immunoglobulin production involved in immunoglobulin-mediated immune response; immune response; antigen processing and presentation of exogenous peptide antigen via MHC class II. Gene Ontology annotation, molecular function: MHC class II protein complex binding. The transcript is spliced from 6 exons. The record is from RefSeq and is a predicted model, not a curated record. Gene Ontology annotation, cellular component: membrane; MHC class II protein complex. The coding region runs from base 16 to 891 and encodes 291 amino acids. NCBI's taxonomy places the organism in Eukaryota, Metazoa, Chordata, Aves, Galliformes, Phasianidae.
GAGCGUGGCAAUGUCAUGGAGGGAGCACGGGGCCACCCGUGGGGCUCAGGCAGUGGUGGAGCACUGGGAGCGAUACGGCUGUUCCCAGGCAGAGCAGCGGCAGCGAGCAUUCCUCGGAGCAGACAGACAGACAGACACACAGACGGACGGCACGCAGGACGGCGCCGUCACGCCAGGGCUGAUCGAGCGUUUUUCCAGUGGAGCGCUACAGUUGAGUGCCGCUUCCUCAAUGGCACCGAGCGGACGAGGUUUCUGGUGAGGCACGUCUACAACCGGCAGCAGUACGUGCACUUCGACAGCGACGUCGGUCUCUUCGUGGCCGACACGGUCCUGGGAGAGCCUUCUGCUCGGCUCUUCAACAGCCAGCCGGACGUGCUGGAGAAGAACAGGGCUGCGGUGGAAAUGCUCUGCAACUACAACCACGAGACAGUGGCCCCUGUGACGCUGCGGAAGAGAGAGCCCAAGGUGAGGAUCUGUGCGCUGCAGUCGGGCUCCCAGCCCCAAAGCGACCGGCUGGCUUGCUACGUGACGGGCUUCUACCCACCCGAGAUCGAAGUGAAGUGGUUCCAGAAUGGGCGGGAGGAGACGGAGCGCGUCGUGUCCACGGACGUGAUCCAGAACGGGGACUGGACCUACCAGGUGCUGGUGCUGCUGGAGACCAGCCCACGGCACGGGGACAGCUACGCGUGCCGGGUGGAGCACACCAGCCUGCGGCAGCCCAUCGGCCAGCCCUGGGAGCCGCUGGUGGAUGUGGGCAGGAGCAAGCUGCUGGUGGGCAUCGGGGGCUUUGUGGUGGGGCUCGUCUACCUGGCGCUGGGGCUCUUCCUCUUCCUGCACACUAAGAAAGUUUCAGGGCACCCCGAUCCAACCACUCCAGGGAUCCUCAACUAGCAGCUGCUGCUCCAC